Messenger RNA from Pararge aegeria (speckled wood butterfly), 3387 nucleotides. Its product is annotated as phosphoribosyl pyrophosphate synthase-associated protein 2. The transcript is spliced from 6 exons. The coding region runs from base 38 to 1114 and encodes 358 amino acids. Gene Ontology annotation, biological process: 5-phosphoribose 1-diphosphate biosynthetic process; purine nucleotide biosynthetic process. Gene Ontology annotation, cellular component: cytoplasm; ribose phosphate diphosphokinase complex. Gene Ontology annotation, molecular function: ribose phosphate diphosphokinase activity; magnesium ion binding. The record is from RefSeq and is a predicted model, not a curated record. NCBI's taxonomy places the organism in Eukaryota, Metazoa, Arthropoda, Insecta, Lepidoptera, Nymphalidae.
GCUGGUGGGAUCCACGAAUCGCUCUCGAAAGUGCAAUAUGGAGUACAAUUCCACGUCAGACGUCGUAAUUUUGAGUGGUAAUUCGCACCCCGAAUUGGCCGACCUCGUUGCUAAUCGCUUAGGAGUAAGAAAAGGAGGAUGUUCGGUCUAUCACAAAACAAACAGGGAGACCAUGGUCGAAAUAGCGGAUUCUAUCCGAGGCAAAAAUAUUUAUAUAGUACAGACUGGAACAAAGGACGUCAACAACAACAUAAUGGAAUUAUUGAUUAUGGCUUAUGCUUGUAAAACAUCAUCGGCUCGCUCCAUAGUUGGGGUCAUUCCAUAUUUACCAUACAGCAAGCAAUGUAAAAUGAGGAAACGUGGAUGCAUUGUGACGAAACUACUGGCAAAAAUGAUGUGCAAGUCCGGUCUCACACACAUUAUAACAAUGGACUUGCAUCAGAAAGAGAUACAAGGUUUCUUUGACUGUCCUGUCGAUAACCUGAGGGCAUCCCCCUUCUUGUUGCAGUACAUUCAGGAAAGUAUCCCGGACUACCGUAACUCUGUAAUAGUGGCUCGGAACCCUGGUUCUGCCAAGAAGGCCACGUCUUAUGCGGAGAGGCUUAGGCUUGCCAUUGCAGUCAUACAUGGAGAACAGAAGGAAGCUGAGAGUGAUGAAGUGGAUGGCCGUUACUCCCCGCCAUGCAUGCCCAGUGUGGACAGGUCCAGAACAAUGGAUGUGUCAGUGGGAGUACCAGUACACCCCGCCAAAGAGAAGCCGCCGAUUAAUGUAGUCGGGGACGUGGGCGGCCGAAUCGCUAUUAUGGUGGAUGACAUGAUCGACGACGUACAAUCAUUUGUGGCCGCAGCGGAGGUACUUAAAGAAUGUGGAGCGUACAAAAUCUACGUGCUAGCGACGCACGGGCUGCUCUCAUCAGACGCCCCAAGGCUCAUUGAGGAUUCCUCCAUCGAUGAGGUCGUUGUCACCAACACGGUCCCGCACGAGCUCCAGAAGAUGCAAUGCAACAAGAUCAAGACCAUAGACAUAUCAGUACUGUUAAGCGAGGCAAUCAGACGCAUACACAACAAAGAAUCAAUGUCUUAUCUGUUCAAAAACGUCACACUAGAGGAUUAAGUGAAGUGUGUGUUACAAAAGUUGAAUUAAUGCAUCCCAUAAAUAGAAGCCUAUAACAUAACAGGAGGGUAUGCCCAUAAUCACCAAGUUGGGCAGAUGGGUUGGUAAUUAUGAAAAUUAAGCUUAAUUUUCAUAUAUUCUAUAUUCUAUAUUCCGCGAAAAGCAGAAGAAACUCUAUGGUGUAAUAUAUAAUUUCUUCAAUCCUUAUACUCCACACCAAACAGAUUUUUGGCAAUCUACAUUUCGCUCCGAAACCGGAGCAUCCUCAGGAGAUGUUGACUUUACAAUGAAUAAUUGUUAAGGGAUGUUAGGUUGGUAAUUGCUGUAGAUUCUGCUGUUAUAUUCCCUCUUAAAACACCCGAGGGUAGAUGAGGGGUGUUGACAACUGUAUUCUACUCUACCGUCACCUCACAGCACCUCAUAUAACGACUUAACGUUAUUCUGAUUUAACAACGGAAAUAUCUUUCUGUUCUUAUAACGUUUAUAUUGUUAUUACAACUGGUGUUCUUUGUAAAAACUUUUUGAAAUUAAAUUCGGUGGUAUGGAAACUACGACUUAAUGACAAAUGCGAUUAGGUACAAUUUCCUAAAUUAGAUUCUCUGGUGGGAGGCUCCGGCCACGGCUCAGUGGUGUAAGCGGUUUCGCGUUUCGAUACAAUUGUAUAUUAGAACUUUAAGUUUAAUAUAACUUCCAUACCCUUAUCAGGAUAGCCCUCUAAUCUCUUUACUUCUAGACUGCAUCAUAACUUUCCCAGGUGAGAUUACAGUCAAAAGCACUGUACUGGAAUAAAAUAAAAAAAUAAAUUACAGUAGCACUAUAGUCUUGCAAUUCUUGCAAUCUCACGCUCUAUUUUUUGGUGACAUUUGGUAGCCAUGAUGCCUCAAGUUGACUGCAGGUUCAACUUUUGUGACGAGAACUGUAUAGUCACAGCUACAUUGCAAACUGUGGUUCUUUGUUGUAACGUGAAAGUAUAAUUAGUAUUUAAGAGUAUUUUAUAGUAUUAUCUGAAGUAUGGGAAACUGUUAGUAUUAAUUUCUCUCACUUUGUAAUUUCCAUUCGGGGACAAUAAGGGCGCGCACGGACGAGCAAUUUUCAUCAAGACGUCAAAUAAAACGUCUCCACAAAGAUACGCGAUCCCUACACUUGGACAUAUGUCUAACUUUGCCGCAGUACGGCUUGCAUGGGAUUUUCUUCACAGUUUUAUCCAUUCCUAGCAUGGGCGCACAGAUGAUAAUAUUAUCCAAAAAAUAUAUAAUGCCAAACGGGGCUAACUUCUCAUUUCCCCUGUUUUAUUUCUUUAAAGGGCAGGGUACAUUUAAGUAAUGAUGUGUGUUAAUUGGCUAAGUCUGUCUUCUAUAGGGAAGAACCCCCGAGUCGUGCGCUCAAGAGUGUGGUUCUCGCUUCGCAACCAUACUUGCACGUUUUUACAUAGACAACAAGUCUCGAUCAAAAUUGCGGGUGGGUGCGCGCCCUUAUUUCAUUCCACACAAAACUAAAAUAAGUUAAAUGAACUAAAAAGCGUGCUAUCCAUUUCACGGAUUCCUCUUUAGAUAGGGAAAGUACAUAUUUAGUGCAGUCAAUUUAGUUUUUUUUGAUUAAGAAGUAUUACCAGUAAAAUGGGUAAGUUUUUUUCAUGUAUUAUUAUGUAUUUAUUACUUCUGAUUAAUUAUAUUUGCAUAAUUAAGAAUAAAUUAGUCAAUACAUUGUACCAUUUAGUUAUGACUAAAACUAUUAUUGCAAUUAAAUAAUGGCGCUUAUUCGGCUGUGCACUAAACUCGAAACGAAACUAAAUAACUAGGUUUAAAAAUAAUGCUAUCCUUUUCCUAAGCAACCUAUGAAGAAUGGAAAGAAUACAAAUAUUUUUAUACCUAAUAUAAUUUAGUUUACUGUUGAAUUGCACCCUCAUAACUUUUUAGGUUCUGGACAAUCUUUCCAAUUAACAAAUCAAUUAUGAGUGAGCUGGUAAAAUAAGAUUUAUUCAUUGGCGUUAAAGAUAGUUCAGAUUAUCUGAUUAUAGAGAUAACUUUGAUUUAUUUUCAUUUGUAUAGAAGUAUAUCGCGCCUCAUAUCUGACUCAUUUAUUGUUCUUUUUUUUAUUGUGUUAUAGAAUUGGUCUACUAAUGACAAAAGAGACAACGUACUGUGAUUUUGUAUCUUGUAAUGUGAAUCAAAAACUACAAAUAUGUUUACUAAAGUCCAAAGCUUUUAUAAAACGUAAGAUAAUGUAUAAAUUUUAGUCUUAAAUAAUUACUUGAAUAUAUAUUGUUAUUGAUA